Molecule: messenger RNA, 270 nt
Organism: Cordyceps fumosorosea ARSEF 2679
Lineage: Eukaryota; Fungi; Ascomycota; Sordariomycetes; Hypocreales; Cordycipitaceae
Product: Antifungal protein
Exons: 3
Coding region: 1-270 (89 amino acids)
Biological process (GO): defense response to fungus
Source: RefSeq, a predicted model, not a curated record
AUGCAGAUUACUUCCAUCGCCCUCUUCCUUCUCACUGCCACCGGCGCCGUCGCCGCCGCCACCCCUGAGCAGUUUGAUGCCCGAGAUGGACUCAGCGCCCAGAUCAAGUACCACGGAAUUUGCACCAAGGCCAAGAACGAAUGCAAGUUCAAGGGCCAGAACGGCAGGGAUACGUUUGUCAAGUGCCCCAACUUUGCCAACAAGAGAUGCACCAAGGACCACAACGAAUGUUCGUACGACAGCGUCAGCCGAGCUGUGGUGUGCCACUAG